Molecule: messenger RNA, 2073 nt
Organism: Thermothielavioides terrestris NRRL 8126
Lineage: Eukaryota; Fungi; Ascomycota; Sordariomycetes; Sordariales; Chaetomiaceae
Exons: 1
Coding region: 95-1762 (555 amino acids)
Biological process (GO): positive regulation of transcription by RNA polymerase I; rRNA processing
Cellular component (GO): nucleolus
Molecular function (GO): protein binding
Source: RefSeq, a predicted model, not a curated record
AGCCGAAAAAAAGUUUAUCGCCAAUGAACCAAUCCGACGACCGACAGGCGCGACACGCCCGAACACCGCCAACGCCAGAUCACGACAGCCCAAAAUGGCGGCAGAAGUGCUCCCGCUGGCGCAGGUGAAGCUGCCCUCGGGGCCCAGCCCCGUCACGGCCGAGCAGCGGUACUGGAGGUCGUUCAAGAACCAGAAAUCGCACACGUCGACGGCCGCGUGGCCCAUCUCGCACAUCAGCUUCCCCGCCGCCGCCGCCAGCGCGCCGCUCUCCCACUCGCUCGUCGCUGCCUCCAAGCUCAACGACCUGUUCGCCGUGACCUCGGGCCCCCGUGUCGACAUUUUCUCCAUCCGCAAGCGUGAGCUGCUCAAAACCAUCGGCCGCUUCGACAGCGAGGCCCACUGCGGCGAGAUCCGAUCCGAUGGCAGGGUGCUCGUCGCCGGCGAGGACUCGGGCAGGAUGCAGGUGUUUGACGUGGGCGGUGGCACGCGCGCCGUUAUACUCAAGACGUGGCAUGUCCACAAGCAGCCCGUGUGGGUGACGAAGUGGUCGCCGACCGAGCUUACCACCCUGAUGAGCGCCAGUGACGACAAGACGGUCCGUCUGUGGGACCUGCCCUCGAACGAGCCGAGCCGCAUGUUUACCGGGCACUCGGAUUACGUGCGUUGCGGCGCCUUCAUGCCCGGCGGAAACAGCAACAUGCUCGUCUCGGGCUCCUACGAUGAGACGGUCCGCGUCUGGGACGCGAGAGCGCCCGGCGGUGCCGUCAUGACCUUCAAGCACGCCGAUCCCGUCGAAGAUGUCCUCCCGCUUCCAUCUGGCACGACCCUCCUGGCUGCCGCCGGCAGCGCCAUCUCCGUUCUCGACCUUGUCGCAGCGAAGCCACUCCGUCUCAUCACAAACCACCAAAAGACCGUCACGUCCCUCUGCCUCGCCUCGAACGGGCGGCGCGUGGUCAGCGGCGGUCUGGACGGCCAUGUCAAGGUCUUCGAGACGAGCGACUGGAACGUCGUGGCCGGCUCCAAGUAUCCGAGUCCGAUUCUGUCUCUCUCUGUCAUCCCCGCCGGCGCCGCCCAAGAAGACCGCCAUCUCGCCGUCGGCAUGCAAUCCGGCGUCAUGUCUCUCCGGACCCGGCUCUCCGGCGCAGCCGCCGAGAAGGCCAGGGAGCGCGCCGCGGUCGAGGCAGCCCGCGACAUGGGCACCGCCGCCCUGGAGAAACUCGACGCCCGAAAGGCCAAGCGGAAGCGCGCGGCCGUGACCAACAAGGCCAUGGACCUCCUCGGCCAGUCCGUCGACGUGAUCAUCCCCACCGACGCGACCGACGCGCACGGCCGGCGCGUGCGGCGGGCCCAUCUCAAGCCCUGGCAGCGCCACUUCCGCGAGGGGCGGUACGCGGCCGCGCUCGACGAGGUCAUCGACAUGGCCGGGCCCGAGUACCAGCCGGUGACGGCGCUGACGGUGCUCGUGGCGCUGCGCCACCGCUCGGCGCUGCGCGAGGCGCUCGAGGGCCGCGACGAGCUGUCCGUGCUGCCUCUCCUUAAGUGGGUGAGCAAGUACAUCGCCGACCCGCGCUACCUCGGCGUCUGCGUCGACGUCGCCUUCCACCUGCUCGACCUCUACGGCGAGCACGUCGGCGGCAGCGCCGAGCUGGGCGCCCGCUUCCAGGCCCUGCUGGGCAAGGUGUCCAAGGAGGUCGAGAAGGCGCAGAUGGCCAUUCAGACGAACGCCAUGGUGGAGAGCUUGGUGUUUGGGGGGAUGCAGUAGGCGACCCGAAGCUAUGCUGGGUUUGGGAGCGGGAAGAAAAGGGAAGUAACUUGUCUUGGUCAAGGGGAUUAGUGCUACUUGCAUUGCGCUGGCGUUUCUGGUUAGGGCGGGCGGUUCGGGAAGACAAAAAGUUAUCUGGGACUGUGCGGAUUUGGCGCCAUCCUUUGUGGUUCAUCAUAGAUACCUUCGGUAGAUGGAUUGAUUGAUACCUCAAUAAUGGUAUGAGAUUGGGGUUAGUCAAAGCUGGCUGCCUCAUCUUGACACUUCCGGGAUCUGAUGAUAGCUGUCUGGCCGUUAGUUUCAGCCGGAAG